This is a messenger RNA of Daphnia pulex (common water flea), 568 nucleotides long. RefSeq names its product elongin-C (gene EloC). The coding region runs from base 129 to 473 and encodes 114 amino acids. The record is from RefSeq and is a predicted model, not a curated record. Lineage: Eukaryota; Metazoa; Arthropoda; Branchiopoda; Diplostraca; Daphniidae. The transcript has 3 exons. Gene Ontology annotation, biological process: ubiquitin-dependent protein catabolic process. Gene Ontology annotation, molecular function: protein-macromolecule adaptor activity. Gene Ontology annotation, cellular component: elongin complex.
UGAAAUAAAUGUUGACAACAAAUUUCUUCUGUGAAAAAAAGUCGUCUCAUUCGUUUUUUUGUAUUGAGAAGAGUAAACGUUGUCUUAAUUAAUUUCUUGAUUGUAAAUUUGAUUGGAAUUCCAAAAAAAUGUCAGAUGGAAAUGAAAACAACUCUUUUGGUGGUUGUGAGGGACCAAAUGCUAUGUAUGUGAAGUUGAUUUCAUCUGAUGGCCAUGAAUUUAUUGUAAAACGGGAGCAUGCUCUUACUUCAGGCACUAUUAAGGCUAUGUUGUCUGGACCAGGGCAGUUUGCUGAAAAUGAAACCAAUGAGGUCAACUUUCGUGAAAUUCCGUCUCAUGUCUUGCAGAAGGUGUGCAUGUACUUUACAUACAAGGUGCGAUACACUAACAGUUCCACUGAAAUUCCUGAAUUUCCCAUUGCUCCUGAAAUUGCUCUUGAACUUCUGAUGGCUGCAAACUUUUUGGACUGUUAAUUUACCAAGCAAUCAUUUUCAUGAAUCUUACUUCUGGUAUCCUCCACUAAAUGUGUCUAAUAAAAUAUCAGCAAAGCUGAUUGAACAAAGAAAAA